UCACCUGGUUGUUAUGGUUGUCACACCAGACCUCUGCAAACCUUCUGCUUUUCUUUUAAUGGCGAGCGCGAGCUAGUUAGCUAAAUGACCCCUCUCCUCUCUGUGUCUGCUGGCUGCAGCUCAGCGGCCAGCUAGCCAGCCUCAGCCUUCAGCCUUCAGACGAAUACCUCUGCUACUAGACGGUUUCCCAGGUUGAACCGUGUCUCAAAUGGUCACUACUACAAAGCUUAGCAUGCACUAAAAUCAUUCGCAAAAGCAGUGUUUCCCAUUCAUAGCAAAUAGGGUGCUGAAGCUGUUAAACCAAAGAGGAGGGUUUGGUUGCAGAAAGGUAGCUGCUAGCUGGCUAACUAGCUGCUAGUGCAGGAUCCUGAUAGCUUAGCCACCUCCUCUGAUAACAAGAUAACCAGCUGUUAGUUCAUAUCAAAAUGAAGGUGCAUGCAUUACAUUUUGAGUUAAUCCCGGUAUGGGGGACAUGAAGACCCCAGAUUUUGAUGACCUGUUGGCAGCAUUUGACAUUCCUGACAUAGAUGCCAAAGAGGCCAUCCAGUCUAACCCAGAUGAGGCAGAGGGACCCCAUGGAGCUGCAGGUGCACCUCUGGGAAAGUCGUCAGACAGCGUGGUGGGGGGCGUUGGGUCAUCCUUGAGACCGCCGAGCCCCUCGGACCCCCAGGCGGACACCCCGAUUGUUAGUGUGAUUGUGAAGAAUAAAGUGCGCCUCGAGACUGCAGAUGGAGAGGAGGGAGACGCAGACCAGGACCCUAUCGAUGUGAUCGCAGGGGUGGAUGUGGGUCCCAGACUGGGUGCGUGUGCCCCCGGAAUGGCCGAGUCUGAGGCUCUCAACCACAACGGUUUCGGGGCGUCUGGUGUCUCCACUCCCCUUCCCCUCAGCCAGACCCAGUCGAACGGAGCGCCGUGGUCGAUAAACACCCCUAAAGUGACUUCAGAAGCACCGAGUGCUGGUGCAGCCAAGUCUCACAAGCAGGGCGGGAACAUUUUCAACAGACUUAAACCGCUCGUGGCACAGGGGUCUGGAGAUCCAGUGGGCCGGGCCAGGAAGAUGCAGCUUCUACAGCAGCAGCACCAGCAGCAGCAGGAUACAGGCCAAGAGAGGGCAGACGGUGUCAAAGCAUCGUUACCUUCAUCUUCCUCUCUGUCAGCUGGGUCGUCUCCUCUGGCUGCAGGCGGGGCCGUCGGACUAGCCUCGCCUUUCUUUCCCCCUUCCAAGCCUCUGCUUCCCACUCCGCCCUCCGCCCUAUCGUCACACCCGCUGCACUCAUCUCAGCCUUUUAACGGAGCUCCCAAAGGUGGCCCUGCUGGAUUUCAGCACCAGCAGAUGGAGGAGGACGAUUCUGACCCUGAUUUGGGGAGUCCACUGGUGAUCCAGGAGAGCCCGGACUCCCCGACUUGCACUCAGCUGAGCCGACGUUACAAGUCUGACUCGACGCAGCCCACAUCUUCUACUGCGUCUCACCCUAAACCUGGUGACACUCCUUCAGGGGCAUCUCUGACUUCAUCAACACCCCAGUCCGGCUCAACGGAGAGUCCCCAGCUGGAGGACAGGCAUCCAGAACACGUCAUAGAAGAGAGAGACUCACCAGAGAGUCCCGAACCAGAGAUGCCAAAAUCAACUACUCAAGUCGCAGCCAAGAGGUGCUCCAGCCCCGCGGUGGCCUCCACUCCGCCUCCUUCUGAACUGCGGGAGCCCAAAGAGGAGGAGGAAGAGAUGGAAGUGGGGAACGGGAUAGAGAAGGUCGCCGAUGGCAAAGCCGACAAGGGAGAAAAUGGGAGAACAAGUGAGGAGAAGAUGGAGGUAGACGACGGCAAGCCUAAACCUCCGUCCACUGACGGAGGAGAAGCAGGCGUUGCCGCACCGGCUGCUUCUGGAGCUCCAGCCCGACCCCUCAAAGUCAGAAUAAAAACAAUUAAAACCUCCACAGGUGGAAUCACCAGAACUGUCACGAGGGUGGCGCCUAAAGGUGGUGCUGCAGGAAAAGGUUUGGACCCUAAAGCUCAAGCUGGGGAACGUAAGGUGUUAGGAAACAAAGCCCAAAAACUUGAAGCUCCCCCAAGUCACAUGACGACAACUUCCCAGAAAGUAAGUGCUCUCAAUGCCCUGCCCGUGUCUACGCUCGCAGCCAGCAGCGUCAUGCUCGCUGCCGCCACAAAGGUCCAAAAUAAAAUGGCCGCUUCUGACAAGGCCAAGGUUUCUGCCACCGCCGUUAGCAUCACUAAAUCUGCCGCCCUGCCUGCAACUCCCGCCGUGGCCUCCUCUCCCAAGUUCUCAGUGGCUGCCGGUGGGAUCAGUGUACGUACAUCCACUAAUAAGACAGCUAACGGAGGCAGCGGCACCAUCAUAGGCGGCACCCUCCAGCCAAACAAACCGGCCUCCAUUGUCAAUAGCACAGGUGCCGUGAUCUCCCGCAGCCAGUCCAGCCUGGUGGAGGCUUUUAACAAAAUCCUGAACAGUAAGAACCUUUUGCCGAGCUACAAGCCCGACCUCUCGGCACCUCCACCACCCGAGUGGGGUCUGCCGCUCCCGGCCACGGGGUACCGCUGCCUGGAGUGCGGGGACGCCUUCGCCCUGGAGCGCAGCCUGGCUCGACACUACGACAGACGAUCACUCCGCAUCGAGGUGACCUGCAACCACUGUGCUAAGAGGCUGGCCUUCUUCAACAAGUGCAGCCUGCUGCUGCACGCCCGGGAGCAUAAGGAGCGUGGGCUGGUCAUGCAGUGCUCACACCUGGUCAUGAGGCCUGUCACUGUAGAGCAGAUGAUUGGACAGCAGGACAUAACGCCUAUUGGUGGCCUGCUCUCCUCUUCGUCCUCCUCUCCUCCAGUCUCCUCUCCUUCCACCACACCCGGGGGCUCCGCCGCCUCCGCCAACUCCAGCCCGAUGAAGGAUGCUUCAUCUCCAGCGUCGGCUCAGCCUCGGACGGUCCGCCGCGCGCCCCAGGGCCCUCAGGCGCUGAUGCCUCUGCCUUGCAAGAAAGCUGAGGGGCUGCAGUACAACAGCUUCAAAUGUCCAGAGUGCCAAACACAAUUCUUGGGCAAACCUGAGCUGGUCACCCACUUCCAGCAGAUCAGAGCUGCUCCCAACUCAACAUGCACGCAAUGCUCGCCUCCCAUGAUGCUGCCCAACUCGUGUGCCGUGUCCGCCCACCAGAGGAUCCAUAAACACAGAGCGCCUCAUGUCUGUCCCGAAUGUGGUGGGAUCGCCCGCCAAGCCAGCUUCCAGACCCACCUGGAGGAGGCCUGUCUGCACUUUGCCAGGCGCAUUGGAUACAGGUGCUCGAGCUGCCAGGUCGUGUUCGGAGGGUUGAACUCCAUCAAGUCCCACAUUCAGACCGCUCACUGCGAGGUGUUCCACAAGUGCCCCAGCUGCCCCAUGGCCUUCAAGUCUUCCCCCAGCGCCCAGAGCCACAUCAGCACCCAGCACCCGACGCUCACCGGAGGACAGGCCAAAAUGAUCUACAAGUGUGUGAUGUGUGAUACAGUUUUUACCCAGAAACCCUUGCUGUACAUGCACUUUGACACUCAUUUAGCCAAGCAAAAAGUGCACGUGUUCAAGUGUCCUGACUGCACCAAGCUCUACGCCCAGAAAGGAUCAAUGAUGGAGCAUAUUAAGACCGCUCACAGAGGACCGGCAGCCAAACAGACAGAGUCUCAGUCCGACGCCUCUAACGCCGCCUCGGCCCCGGCCAACACGUCCGUUCCCUCCGGCCCCAAAUCGAAAUCCUCCGGAAAACCUGACAACUCUGACGGAGAGGACUGGGGGCGGGAGCAGGAGGAGGAGGAAGAAGAGGAGGAUGACGACGACGACGACGACGGGGACGAGGACUACGAGGCUCCGGGGGGGAACUCGACCGCCCCGGGGGCCAGCAGUCAACCCCCCGCCCAGACCGAGUGGACCUGCCCCCAGUGUCAGACCACCUUCACUGACAACGAAGACUAUCUGAGUCACGUGAAGACGGAGCACGGCAAGUUCCCGUGUCGGAUCUGUGGAGGCACGUUCAGCACGUCUUCCAGCCUGAGGCGUCACGAGCGUGUCAUUCACGAGGGCAACAAGAGGGUCUUCCAUUGCCAAUAUUGCACAGAAGGCAAACGCACCUUUGGUAGUCGGUUCUUACUGGACAAGCAUGUCCGGCUCCAUCACAGGACCACAGACGGACAGGACCGACCCAUGACGAGGAAGCGUGCAGCCACAGGGGGAGAAGGACCAGGUAGCUCCUCAGAACAGGACGGCGAGGGCGGACCUCCUGGAGGCAGGGCAGGAGACGAGGAAGAAAACGCCACCGAGGAAGGCGAGGAGGGCGCCGCGGGUCCCCCGGGUCCACCCGCUCCCGCAAAGAGAACCAGGGCGUCCAUCGCGUCGACAUCGCUGGCACCCAACGAGCUGGAGGAGGAAGACAACGUUUUCCGCUGCGUGCCCUGCGGCUUCUCCACCGAGGACGGGGCCGAGUUCCAGCGCCACAUCCCCCAGCACCGCGCCGACACCGCCUCCUUCCAGUGCCUGCAGUGCGGCGUCUGCUUCGCGUCGGCCGGCUCGCUCAGCAGGCACCGAUUCAUCACCCACCGCGUGCGGGACACCCAGGGCGACGCAGACCGCGGCACCCCGCGCACCCACGGCUCCCCCGACGGCUCGCCCGCCGGCUCCCCCGGGGCGCAGGGCGAGGACGGAGAGGGGAACCUGAGCUGCAAGGUGUGCGGGCGGCGUUUCGACAAGGCCUCGGACCUCAACACCCACUUCAGGACCCACGGCAUGGCCUUCCUCACCGCACACAAGACAGACAAGCCCCAGUAGAGGAGGGGAGGGGGCGGGUCCUCUGAGACUGACAGACGAGGAGGAGUCGAGGGUCACGACGGAGGAGGAGAGGCUGUAGAAUAUGAAUGUUGAUCCUGAGAUGAAACAGCUGCUUCCUGUGCAGUUUUUUUUUAGCCACCAUAAACAGUUAAACUCUAAUCUACGGCACCUCUUCUGUGCGAUUGUAACUGCAUGUUUGAUCAUGUUACUGGUCACUUAACUGAACACACCUGUGAUAGACUCUUGAGUGGAAACAGCCCCGAGCAAAGCAUUUAUAUAUCAGCCAUACUGUGUUUAAUACGUCUUGUCCUUCCCAUUUCAAUCACUCUGCACUGACUGUAGCCACCUGCCUGUUUAUCCAUGUAACACACGUACUUACAUUCACCUCCCGCUGUACUCCUGACAGCUGUAGUGCCGACAUUUUUUUGUACCUAACAUUGUCCAUUGUAUUCACACUCGUUUGCCUCAAGUCCAUUUUCAUUAUUCCAGGCAUGAGAUCAUUUUUUUAACGGCUCCUUUUAAGACUGAUCUCAAGACAUCUGAAGCAUGAAGGGGAUUGUUUGGAGAAAAUUAACACUGAUUUUUAUGUUGCUAUAAUAUUUAUUUAUACGAAACACAUGUACUGCUGUUGGUAUUUGUGUGAGUCGGUUGCGUCAAAAUCGUGCUAGACAUGCGAUUUACCCUGCAGCAGAGACCCGAGAUGAGAAUCUCUGAAGGCAUUUCAUUAGGAGACGAGGUUACUGGAGGUCUGUAACCUGUGUAGUGUGAAUAAUGUGUGAUGUUGUUAAUCGUUAAGCUAGAAGAAGAAGAAGAAGAAGAAGAGAGGUCAGGCUUCCUGCCAGUAGUAUAUGUGUACGUUUUGCCAUGUAAAUACAUAUUACACUAAAAGAAAGCGUUCUGGUUUUAGUAACUUGCUAUGAUAAUGUGAAUACGUAUAGUAUUUGUACUUGUACUGUUCCCUUUUUUUUUUCCAAACAAUUUGAAGUUUAAAAGAAUCCCCCCCCAGAGGUAGCUAUACAUUGUAAUUACAAAGCGGAGGGAGAGCGUGGGGGGUUGUGUUGUCUUAAUGUGUAUGAAUACAAAACGUUUAUCUCUUUGAGACGGUUCUUUUUUUUAUCUACAGAAUCAGUGCUCGCUGUACUCACAUUUCUUUUGUAUGUUUCAAAAACAGCCUUCAUGUUCACGUGACGGAGGCCUAAGAGUGGACUUCUUUUUUUUUUGUUUUUGUUUGUAUCUUUUAUAUGUCAUGAUAUCAUAUUUAUAUAGCUCAAUAGUGAAAACUUUUAUGUCAUUUUCUUUUCCAUGGUUGUGGUCUGCUUGCUGAAAUGCCAUACACUUUUUUGUGCUGUUUCGAAAUAAAUGUGUAAAAGAGACAAA
This is a messenger RNA of Sebastes umbrosus (honeycomb rockfish), 6178 nucleotides long. RefSeq names its product zinc finger protein 687b (gene znf687b). Lineage: Eukaryota; Metazoa; Chordata; Actinopteri; Perciformes; Sebastidae. The record is from RefSeq and is a predicted model, not a curated record. Bases 464 to 4801 code for a protein of 1445 amino acids. The transcript is spliced from 10 exons.